Molecule: messenger RNA, 1125 nt
Organism: Amoebophrya sp. A25
Lineage: Eukaryota; Dinophyceae; Syndiniales; Amoebophryaceae
Source: the annotation of a GenBank genome assembly
GAUCAUGGUCUUUUUUUUCAAUCUGUUGUCGUCUUUCGUUGCAGCCAAAAAUGCAUCGUAUUCUUUGAUGAGGCAGGGUAGCUCCUCUUGUUGUAGCCUGUUGUAGAUGUGGAUUUUUGAAGAGCACCUCGUCGACAAUUUACGCGAAGGAAGUUGUUACAAAUGUUGAACCUAUCUUUAACUAGCAAGUUCGCUCAAGUAGCGAGUGAUCAACUCAUUUGCUUGAAUUUGAAUUAGCGCCUUCCUCACACAAUUGAAACUUCGUGAAAGGAUUUAUCCUAUCCUAUCCUUACCAGCAGUACUACGAAAAAUAGACCACUAUAUGAUACUUGGUCACUGACAAAGGUAACUUAAUUCUCGUUACUAGUCAGGUCUGAUAAUCGGAAGUAGUGAGCUGUUCAACAUUCUUUGUUUAAGGGUUUUCGAAUCACAUUCCCCCUUCAUCCUUGGCCCUUUUCCUAGUAGAGACGAGGCCAGGGAUGUUCCGAGGAAUGUAAUUCCGUAACCUCUAAUUUGUCUACUGAGUAGACAUAGAUUACUGAGCACCCAGCUAAUUUGCUAGACCCAGAGACAGGAUGAUUUUCGCACGAACCUGGCUUCUGCGAAAAGGUACCCUACGAUUUGGGAUUCUCUUCGCUGCUUUCGAGUCAGUCUCGUGGCCGCUUGUUUUCGUCACAGCGAAUAAGGACAAGAAAGCAGCCCGACGAGGGCGAAUUUCUGGAGAGCCAGUGCCUGACCCACGUAUACAACCAGGCACUUCUUAUUUAAUCGACGAUUUUCGCACGAGUAUAUGUAUUGAUCAUCCAGCCUCAGUGAAACCACAUCCAAUGUAGUUUGUUUGCUUGAUAUUUCUAAGUAACAAUUGGCGCAUGAUAGUACGAUCUGAAACCACUUGGAAGCAACCUUGUUACUAUGACGUAAUUUUUUUUUGAAUUUCAAACUUUACAAACAACAGGAGAAAGAGAAUUGAAUGACCAGGAGCUGGAAAAGGAACGUCCUGAACUAAAAGCGAAUCUUAACGGACUGCCAGCGCACGUUCUGGAGCUCCAAAAAAAGCUCGAAGCAGAGCGCCGCGCAAAGGCUGCAGCGAAGCCUCCGCAAUCGAAUGAAGGUGCCGAGACUGCA